This is a messenger RNA of Bombus pascuorum, 3988 nucleotides long. RefSeq names its product synaptic vesicle glycoprotein 2A-like. Lineage: Eukaryota; Metazoa; Arthropoda; Insecta; Hymenoptera; Apidae. Gene Ontology annotation, molecular function: transmembrane transporter activity. Gene Ontology annotation, cellular component: membrane. Gene Ontology annotation, biological process: transmembrane transport. The record is from RefSeq and is a predicted model, not a curated record. The transcript has 11 exons. The coding region runs from base 382 to 1875 and encodes 497 amino acids.
CGCGUCUAAGGGAAACGAGCAAGAGCAUUCUCUCGUGCUCGUUUAGUGCAAACUCAUUUACACCAAAAAACGUUUCCCCGCAACGAACGCGAACGAACGUUCGAGGAGAUUAGACCGAGCAUCUAUAGAAUACGCGAUAGUUAUAUUCUCGGUUCGAUUUUCGCUCGAACCUGUGACUACGAUGUUCGAUGGAUGAAUUCGGAUGUUUAUCGUGGGAAAUUUGAAAAUGCAAAAGUGCGCAGAGUCUCGCGUAGUACGUAGAGAUAUACGAACUAUUCGAGUACAGUACUCGCUAUAGCGUUUAGCACCAAGCAAACGGCGGAAAGCGUAGCUCAAGAUGCCGUCGACCAAACAGGGUUUGGCAAGUUUAACCUUAAGGUUAUGGCCGUCUGCAGUCUGAUCUUCAUGAACGUGGCUUUUAGUAUAACAAGUAUCGGUUUUGUAUUACCAUCAGCGGCAUGUGACUUCAGAAUGACCACUGUCGACAAGGGACGCAUGAGCGCCGCCCCCAUGUUAGGUAUGUUAGCAGGUUCGUACAUGUGGGGUUGCUACGCAGCUAUCAAAGGGCGAAGGAUAUCGUUACUGGUCGCGCUAUUUCUACAUGGUAUCUCUGAAUUAUUGGCGUCGGUGGUGCCAUUUUAUUGGGUCUUCCUGUUUUUGAAAUUUCUAAGCGGUGCAGCUAUGAAUGGACAAUCGGCCGUCGUUUUUCUAUAUUUGGGUGAAUUUCAACCGACUAAAUAUCGGGACAAGAUGCUCUCGUGGAUGGAAAUGGCUUGGGUGGUUGGAAUGAUCAUUUUAGCAGGCGUCGGUUGGAUUAUUAUUCCGCUGAACGUGAACAUCGAAACGGACGGCGGUUUCUUUUUCCAUUCGUGGAAUCUUUUCGUGUUCAUAUGCUCCCUUCCAGCCUUGUUGACCGGAACUUGGUUGCUGUUUUUCCCUGAAACGCCAAAAUAUCUCGCGGAGACUGGACACAACGUUCAGAUGCUGGAUGUUUUAAUGAGAAUGUACUCUGAAAACAGUGGAGAGCCACCGAAAGAGUACAUAACAAAGCUUCGAAACUGCGAGAAUAACAAUUUAAACGAUUUGGUGCACCGAAUAAUGCACACCAAAGAGAGAGAAGAUGUGAGCGAGAAAUCCUUCCAACUGAUGAUAACUGACAUAUACAUGAAAACCAUGAUGAUACUGAAGCCACCGUUUCUUUGUAGAACGAUUGUAAUGUGUCUGAUCGCAUGUUUCGUCACAUCCUCUUAUUACACGCUGACAUUAUGGCUGCCAGAACUUUUUCAUAGAUACGCGGACUUUCAGGAGGCGUAUCCCAAUCAGACGGCUAGCGUUUGCACAUUGAAGAGCGCGAAAAAUGUUACAGAAAUAGAUAUGUCAGACGAUCCGUUCGGCUGCAAUUCCAGAGUACAAACUAGCGUGUUCGUGCACACAUUUAUUUUGGGUGCCUCGUGUAUUCCGACAGGGUUGAUAUUGCCAUUAUUUGUUAACUACUUAGGAUAUAAAUUUUUCCUCGUGAUAACAGCUUUCAUUCCUGCUGUCGUGACGGCUUGCCUCUUUCUGGUGGAGACGUCCACCCAAAACUUGGUUCUUUCGUGUGCCUAUGAGUCCGUCACUUCCGUUUGCUUGAGCGUCGUAUAUUGUCUUUUAGUCGAUCUGUAUCCAACGCACUUGAGAGCAAUGGCGUCCGGUUUGUCUGCCUUUAUCAGCAGAAUAGGUGCCAUUAGUGGUACUCUAAUGAUCGGAUAUUUGAUCGACGACUAUUGUACAUUGGUGAUUGUUAUCGUGGCUGCUCAAUUAUUCCUGAGUGGUUUGCUAGCCCUGUUUACACCAGGAAGAAAGAAAUCGAAGGCGAUAGACGUUGAGAAAUCUUAACGAUAGUACGGAUUAAGCUAAAGAAAGUGAGACGAAAGAAAAGAAAUAAUCAAAAAGGUUUUUACAUCCACAAGAAUUCUAUAUAAUUUCCUUUUCCUUCUUUUUUUUUUUCUUUAAUAAUGUAAACGCAUUUCGCUUGGAAACAAGAAAUAUAGGCAAUUUUAUCGAUGAAAGAAUUUAAUUAAAUUCGAAAUAAUUAGAGGAUCUCUUAUUUGACACCAGAAAGUGCAAUCAGAACGACCAAUUCACAAAGAUUGGUAAAAAUUAUUAUUUUCAUUAGUAAGCCUGACAUAAUUAUUUGCAACUCUUUAAGCUAUGGUGCUUCUGGUGUUAAAACAUCUUUACUUUUCCUUAAGUUCUGUCAAGUUAAGAGUAUGAAAACAUGUUAUUACUUAAAUGUACGUUAUAAUAUUACAACUUAAAUUUAGAAGAAAGAUAUUAGUGUUAAAUUUACAGUAUUUCUUUCUCGUAAUGGUUAAGAACGUUAAUGUCUUCAUUUCUUGUUAACGAAUUAUAUACUUAUCUAUAUACAUAUACAUAUAUAGAAACACCAUCUUCUAAUAAUUAAACUAUCGUGCCUGUGUACUUUCUGCGUAUACUUUAUCACGGCCGGUGUCUGCGUUAUUUUAUACAUUUUUCUUAAUACACACCGGACAUAAUUUAGUAUACUUUAAGAGGAUGCCUGUUAUUGAUCGAGUGUAUUUUACAAGUGAAGAUUCUUCUUCCUAUACAAUGGCUACAAAAAGUAGCGGCACGUAUUUUCCGAUGAAGCAUCUUUUUUUAUCAGGUCGUACAUUUCAUUUUCGCAGUAUUAAAUUUUUGCAGUCAUAUAGUACGAAAUCUCACGUACUCGGAAUUAAUUAAUUAGUACGUAAAUACUAUGAUCAAUACGUACAAUGGUGUGCCAAUAUAUUUUGUAGCCACCGUAUAGAUAUUUGUAGUUGCGAAAAUUUUACGUGACAGUUUCACGCAACGCACACAAUGUUUGUGAAUACUCAGCAAAUUCGAGAGGUUCACAAUGAUGAAAGUAUAUGUGUUACAUGUUUUUCUACAUUUCUAAAAUAUUAAUACGUAUCUUCAUCGAGCGUCGUAUACGGUAGUUAAAGAGUAUACAAAAUUUUUGUUUCUUAAUUAAAAUCUCUUAACAUGUAUUCCGGGAUAUUGUACUUUAUUCUUCUAAUUUAUGGAAGGAGAAAAAUGGCUAUUUUGUUCUCUUCAGAAUUUACAGAGCGAUUUGGAAGGGGUGUGAAUAAAAUUUAGAGAAACUAUCGCGGUUCGAAUUUGUAUUGUUGUGAUAACGAGGGAAUAAAAUUAAUAUGAAGUAUCCUUUGGUAAACUUUGAGAAAUUUGGAUUUUACAUUUUACUCGAACGUGAAAAGCAUUCUGUCGUGGUAAAAAUGACAAAUUUUCUCAAAGAAUAAGGAAAGUAGAAAAUAAUAAAUCUGACCUGACCUGAACUGACCUGAAAGUAAAUUGUUCGACUUUGUCUUAGUAUUUUAAAAGUCAUUUGACAUUGAACUUAUGAUUUUUCUGUGGCAACAGAACAAUUUUAAGUUGUGAUACUUGCACGUAUAAUUAUUGUGAAAAUAAUUAAGCAAUCGUUUAAAAAUUUACUACACUCGUUCUGAAAUAACCUGUAGAAUAUUCUGUUAAAAUAUUAUAUACAACGAAAAAGAUCUUCGAAUAAAUAGUUUAACGUAUUUAGUACUUAAUACACAUACAGUAGUUUAAAAAAAACUAGGCAGGAAAUAAAUGCUCAAUUAUAUAAACCAUUAUCACGACGAUCUCUCGUAUUGUUAACGCAGUGCCACGAUAUUUCUUUAACAUUGCAAAUUAUACGGUGUUAAGGGGCCCGCAUACGAUUAAUAAUAUUGUCAAUAUCGCCAAGUAUUGUCAAACAGUACUCAUCGUGUGCAGAUCCUUUUACGAAGCUUGAUUCGAUCGAUCAGCCUCGAACUCUAUGUAAAUGAAUAUCGAACGCGACGAUCGUAUUCCCGACGCGUGUUAUUCUUCUAUUUUUCUAUGUACGAGACUUUUUAUAUUGUAGACUGUUUAUAUGCCGGCCAUCGAAGUACAAUAAAAAAUAUGUUCUUGCUGAACCUAUCAAAAUCAA